This is a messenger RNA of Cydia pomonella (codling moth), 1807 nucleotides long. RefSeq lists its product as uncharacterized. The transcript has a single exon. Gene Ontology annotation, biological process: mitotic spindle organization; protein phosphorylation; regulation of cytokinesis. Gene Ontology annotation, molecular function: protein kinase activity; ATP binding. Gene Ontology annotation, cellular component: spindle midzone; chromosome passenger complex; spindle microtubule. The record is from RefSeq and is a predicted model, not a curated record. The coding region runs from base 228 to 1193 and encodes 321 amino acids. NCBI's taxonomy places the organism in Eukaryota, Metazoa, Arthropoda, Insecta, Lepidoptera, Tortricidae.
UGCAGAUAGCAAAAUACCAACAAAAUGCGUUAUUUAUUUGAAUAGAAACGACGUUCACGUUCACCGUUCACUGCAGAGUUGUUAAAAAAUCGUAUGAAAUAAUAAUUUAUCUAAAAUUAUAACAAUCAACUACGGUUACUGUAUGUUCAUAUAGUGUAAACUGAUGAAAUUUCGCGUGACAAAAGGACAUCUUGAAAGCUUCUCAGUGUGCUUGCAUUGUUACUAAGAUGGAGAACAAGAAACCCGCAAGUGAUAAUUUCAAAGUGCCAACGUUGCCCGUAGGCCGCCGCCUGCAGUCGAGCUCCAAAGCGAACAUCGCAAACACGAAAGAAACCACUCCUGCGAGCAAGGAGAAAAUUCCCUUGUUAUUGAGAGACUUCGAAGUCGGGCGGACGCUGGGAAGUGGUAAAUUUGGAGAUGUGUAUCUGGCGCGCGAGAAGAAGUCCCAAUGCUUGGUAGCGCUAAAGGUGCUGGUCAAGAACGAGAUCAUGAACGCGGACAUCGAGCACCAGGUGCAGCGUGAGGUGGUGAUUCAGUCCCGGCUGCGGCACCCCAACAUCCUGCAAAUGUUCGACCACUUCCAAGACAAGAAUUUUAUCUGCCUCGUCCUGGAGUACGCCAUGCACGGCACGCUCUUCGGGCUGCUCAAGCAGCGCGGCAGCUUUGAUGAGAAAACUGCCGCCUUCUACAUCCGCGACCUCACCAAGGCCCUCAUCUACUGCCACGCCAAGAGUGUCAUACACCGUGACAUCAAAUCUGAGAAUAUACUUAUAGGAUGCAAUGGGGUGCUUAAAAUAGCUGACUUUGGCUGCUCUGUGCAGUCCCCAUCUAAAAGAAUGUCGUUAUGUGGAACUAUGGGAUACUUAUCACCAGAAGUGUUAGAAGCAAAAGGCCACAGCUACGAAGUUGACAAUUGGGGUCUCGGUGUGUUAUGCUAUGAGUUACUUGUAGGAUAUCCUCCGUUUCAUGGUGAGGACACAAGGCAGACUUUUGAAAAUAAUAGAAAUGUACGAAUUAAGUAUCCAGAGUAUGUGUUUGAGAAGGCAAAGGAUCUCAUGGGCAAGCUGGUGUUGGCGAACCCAGACAACCGGCUGCCCCUCACCAGUGUUCUGCAGCAUCCCUGGAUUGUAGAGAACGCCCCGCCGGGGGCGCUGCCUCCUGCCCUGACCCCCAAUGAAGAGAAUAUACAAUAAUUAUGUUGCAGGCUAAUGUUAAUUAUUAAUGCUGAGGCUUUUUUUACUGUAAAAAUUAAAUUUAUCUGUAUAUCUGCUAGGUAUUCUAAUUGUACUCAUUCUUAGGACAAGACCAAAUACAAGAUGUGAGACAUUCUCCUGGUUGAAAGGUAGCAAAUAUUUGCAUUCUGAUUAUUCUAUUGUGUAUUUAUUUCUCAAUAACCAGAUCCACACAGAGCAAUGCUCAGAGUAUGCUCGCUCUGUGUGGACCUGGCUAUUAACUUCUAGCUGCAGUCUUAAUAAGAAUGCACCUUUAGGAUAUUUUUCAUUAAAAUAUAGGGCUAUCUGUAAAUUAAUGAUGCAUGCCAUUUUAAUAGGAAUAUUGUUAAUUUGUUAGUAGCAUAAUUUAUAUUUUAAUUUUAUGAAAUGUAAUUAGAUAGUGAUUUAUAUGUAUAUUUUGUAAGGAGGAAAUAAUUGUAGUCAAUGUUGUAAUUCCUGCAUUUAUUAUGACUAGUUAGUUUGAGUCAAGUUUAUUUGGUAUGUUUAACACUAAUUAUGACUGAACUAGAUUUAAAGAAAUGUUAACUUAAAUCAUGAUAUUAUUAUAUAGUUUAAAUACAUAAUUAUAAAACCAA